Messenger RNA from Bradysia coprophila, 3634 nucleotides. It is a transcript of the gene Usp16-45, whose product is annotated as ubiquitin specific protease 16/45. Gene Ontology annotation, molecular function: cysteine-type deubiquitinase activity; zinc ion binding. Gene Ontology annotation, biological process: protein deubiquitination. NCBI's taxonomy places the organism in Eukaryota, Metazoa, Arthropoda, Insecta, Diptera, Sciaridae. The record is from RefSeq and is a predicted model, not a curated record. Gene Ontology annotation, cellular component: cytosol; nucleus.
AUUGUCCUAUACUUUUGACGCAUUAAAGAGUGUAUUUUUACUGCUGCAAAUAAUUUCUUUACUCAUUAAAGAACAAUAAGCGUCAAAUUAAGAAGUGCUAUUAACGUAUAAAUAAACAAAGACAAUUCUAACCAAAAAAGUUUGGCGAACACACGAUAUUUUCGAUAUUUUGGUCGAACCUCUUGCUAAAUUCGGUGUAGAAAGAUUCGUUUUUGGUGUUGGUGCGCUGCUUGAGAAAGUGCUGCAAUGGUGGUCAAAAAGAAACGACAAAGUGAUCCACAAAAUGAUUCAUCCACGGACUCGUCGGAGGAGAAGCAACAAGGUUCAUGUGUGCACAUAAACAAAGCGGUCGACAUGAACAAGUUGCGUAAAGUGUUUAGAACUAAAAAUGUGUUCGUCAAUGACAUUUGCUCAGAGUGUACGAAAAUAACGAAUGGUACAACUAGUGCGGACACGGAUGAUAAGAACGAAUUUGCUUACGAUAAAACGUUAUGGUUGUGUUUGAAUUGUGGCUCGCAUUUGUGCGGUCGUUCGAUAAACAAGCAUGCCAUUCUUCACUACAAGACACCACAUUCCGAUUCACAUGCAAUAGUACUGAACACAACAACGUUAGAUAUCCACUGCUACGAAUGCGACGCCGAAGUGUUCGUUAACACAAACAAAAAGCUCAAAGAAUGUUCCGAAUUCGUCAAAAAGGAGCUCAACAAAACGAAAGAGAAACUGGAAAAUGUGCCGAAUAACAUACUGAACACCAUUCGUCCGCUGUUGGAAGCAGUACCGGGCACCAGCAUGUCUUCUCAAACAACCGUCAUGAAAUCGGCCGCUGUUGCUAACGCGGAUUCAUUGCCGCGUGUUCGUGGAUUAUCGAAUUUGGGAAAUACGUGCUUUUUCAAUGCUGUCAUGCAAUGUCUAGCUCAAACGCCGUAUUUGCUUACGGUUUUGAAAGGCGUUGUUCCUGGCGAAGAAUUUGUACUACCUGGAGGAACUCACGAAAUAAAGGAGGGCGAAUCGAUAUCACUGGCCAGCAUUGGCGGAAAGUUAGGUCCCCAAUCGGCAUUAACGACUGAACUUGCCGACACAUUAGACGAACUGCAAAAAGCCGGUGGUGUUUUCAAUCCGCGCCAACUGUUUCAUUCACUGACCACCAAAUGUCCACAAUUUUCUGGUGGCGAUCAGCACGAUUCUCACGAACUGCUGAGGCAUCUUUUAGAGUCUGUUAGAACCGACGAUCUGAAACGGUAUCAGAGGGUCAUUCUAGAAGUCAUUGGCUGGCGACGUAAAGAAGUCAAUGUCAAUGAUUGUCCCGACGAAAUCAAGCAAAAAUGUAAAUUCUACGGAUUACAAGCGCAAAAUCGCAUACCAAUACCCGAUCAGGUGUUCCAAGGAAAGCUAGUAUCCACUCUCGUCUGCCAAGAUUGUUACCAUACGUCGCCGCGCCAAGAACAUUUUCUAGACAUCUCCCUUCCAAUUAACGUUGAAACUCCAAAGCCACCGCAACGACGGAAAAGCAGUCCGGAACCGACGACAACGGUCCAAACACCAUCCAAGCAUCAACUCAAAAAGGAAAAGGAACGGGACAAAAAAUUGAAACGCGCCCAACGGCAUCACAACAACAAAGCGUCCACCAAUUCGGAUCCAGCAACGAAGAGUGACGAAAAUUCGAGUAGCAAUAAUUACCGUUCGUCAUCAUCGUGCGAAGAUGCCGAACAAUCUGAUGCGGAUGUUGAGGACAAUCUGAUUGAGGAUGUUCCGAAAAACGGUGCUUUAAACAAUAUAAAUCGCGUGAUUCCACCAUUGUAUGACACAAAUGGUAAUAAUGCAAACAGUCCCACAUCGCCGGAGAAACGCGAUGAAUGUCCCGAGAAUUCCAAUAAGGAUUCGGACGACGACGAAAAUGAUUCUGGAAUUGCCGCUAGUCCAACUAAGUCUGCUGUUGAUGUGGAUGAACGACCCGUUUCACGUUGUGACUUCGUAUCCGAUCUACCGGCUGGAGCAACCAAGUCUGCCGAGCCCGAAUUCAACAAUAUUGUUGUCGAGGCGACCAUCAGCACCGAAGGAUGUGCCAAGCUGUUGCGACAACAUUCCGAUCGACUGGAUGAAGUGCCCACCCAAGAAAUGGAAGCAAUGAAAUUGACUCGAACCAAACGCAUCCGCACCAACAGUGCGCUCGAAUGGAGUUCGACAAUAGCGCCUCGGUAUGCAUGUGAAGACAAUGAAUGCUCCAUACAAUCAUGUUUGAACAAUUUCACUGCAACUGAAUUGAUGAGCGGUAACAAUAAGGUUGGCUGUGACAAAUGCACCGAAUUGUUCAAUGGCAAGGGUGGCAAAACAUACAACACAAACGCAACGAAACAAUUUCUAAUUUCUAGUCCGCCAGCCGUGCUCAUAUUGCAUUUAAAGCGGUUUCAAGUCUAUCCGCGCUACAUGUUCCGAAAGUUGCAGAAAACCGUCACAUUUCCAUUCGUUCUCGAUCUAGCGCCAUUCUGUGCGGUCAAAGUGAAAACGUUGCCAAACGUUAAGCGGACGCAGAAAAAGUUGCUAUAUUCGUUGUACGGCAUCGUUGAACAUUCGGGCGGUAUGCAUGGUGGUCACUACACGGCAUAUGUAAAAGUGCGAGCCAAAUUGACCCCAGACGAUCCGCGUUGGCAAUUCCUUCCGCAAGGAUGCAAAGCCGAAAUGCAACAGAAGAGCGAAGAGCAAACGGAAAAAGUGGAACGGAAUGAAAGCAAGAGCCGUAACAAUCAUGCUCGUCAUUACGACCAUGAUGACAGCGAUGAUUCCGUAUCGUCUGCUUCAUCGUUUGACCAGUGCGAAGGAGCUGUGGGCGGUACGGAUGAUCCGGAUGAUGUUGCGCCACCGCCGGGCAAAUGGUACUAUGUUUCUGAUAGUCAUGUACAAGAAGCAUCCGAGGAUCGUGUGUUGAAUGCUCAAGCCUAUUUGCUAUUCUACGAACGAAUUUACUAAAGUGCAUGGAUAUUUGGAUUGCACUCUGUUCCACUUUGUUUUUGAAUAUACCGUACCGUUCCGAAAGUUCUAAGAAAUACCUUCGCUCCCGCUCACAAUUCACCCAGUUCUAAACCGUACGUAUACUCAACUCAUGCAAAUCGUCGAUGUACAUAAAUAAUUUCGGCUAUCAUGCCACUCAAUCCAAUGCAUGGGUAUAACACUUCAACAUGAAAAAUGUUCUAAGGUCGUAAAUGAAACGAGCAAAUUAAAGAAAAAAAUUAGAAAAUUAUUUUCAGCAAAAAGGUUAUCGACUGAUGUAAACCUUAACGUAGAUACAAUUCAAGAGACGACAAAGUAUUUGGAUUGAGUUGUGAUAAUCGAUAAGAGAGAGAGAGAGAGAGAGAGGGCUCGACGACAAUUUACCUUCUUCGGUUCGUUUUUAUUUUUAUUUUGUUUUUUUAACCCAUGGCGGCCACAAUUUUUUUUUGUCUUCCAUGCGGUAGUGUCGUUUAAGUAAACAUUUUAUGCAGUUCGGUUUGGUCAUUGUAAAAUUGCGUAAAAUAUUUGUUUCAAAUUUGAGUAAAAGAAAUGGAAAGAAAAAUUGCUAUUUAGGGUAGCGUGUACUAUAAAUAUAUCGAAUUGUAAUUGCAAAUUGAUUAAAAUCAAAUAAAAUAACCAAAAAGUUGAA